CUUUUGCAUUUAAGUUUGCCUUUUCUGUUUGGUGUUCGAAAGAUUUUCUACAAAACUUUUAAUUAGAAAAACAGUGGCGAUAGGGAUUUAAUACUUUAGGAAUCCUUGGUCAUGGCUUCCGUCAAUACAAAAAAAUGUGUUGUUAAUAUUGAUCCAAAACUUUAUUGUUGUCGUAUUUGUUUAGACACAAAAUACACCAAAGGAAUAAAUCUCGUUAAAAGUUCGCAUAUUCUAGAGUUGUUAGAAUACUGUGUUGGGUUUACAGUUGACAUUCAGCGUACAUCACAUGUGCUAUGUGUGAAAUGUAAAAACAAGAUUCAGGAGUUUGAAGAGUUUAAAAAAAAAUGUGUUAAAUCUGAAAAUCUUUGGAAAAAGUUCCCAAUUCUGAAUUACCCAAAAAGUUAUGAGCUAGAACAUAAUGAUGAUUUAACAAAAUUAAUAAAAGAAGAGCAAGUAGAUGCAGAGGAUCAGGAGUGUGAAGAUUUAAACACAGAAGAAUUGUGUACAGAUGAAAAUAUUGAAAACCAUCAUGAAAAAGACUCAGAGGAAAUAAAUAAUACCAAACAGUCUCUAGUAAUUAAUAAUGAACCAAAAUCUUUACCAAAGAUUAAAACAGAAGACAACAAUUGUAAUGUUAAAUGUGAAGUUGAAACAAAAACAAAUGAAUGUCCGAAGUGUAAGAAAAUAUACAACAACAAAAAAUGGCUGUGGAAGCAUAUGAAAAGUUGCAAUGAUUAUUUAAAAAAAAAACGAAUAAGAAAAAUUGUAGUAAAAACUGAAAAUGGAAAUGCUACGUUGUCUAGCAAUGAAUGUGGUUUAUGUAAUAGAGUAUUUAGUUGUAAUAUCAAGCAACAUAUGAAACAGCAUUGGCUUAAUAACCAUUUGCAAUGUGAAUUAUGUAACUAUAUCGGCAAAGAUUUUGCUCACAUGUUAACCCACAGAUAUAGCCAUUAUCCGAAUAUGAAACUACGCUGUAUAGCGUGUGAUAAAAAAGGCGUGUCCAUGUUAUCUCUGCAGUUUCACUUUAGGGCGGUGCACUUGCAGAAACCGGGUGGCUACUGCACAUUUUGCGAUAAAACUUUUAAUAAAUUCAAGACAUGGAAACGGCACCACCGGAUGCAUACGGAGAGUAAUCACUUGUACGUUUGCGAUCACUGCGGUAAAAAAUUUUUGUACAGGCACGAAAUCAAAACGCACCUUAUUAACCACUCUGAUACGCGCCAGUACGUCUGCGAGACCUGCGGGAAGGGUUUCAGGAGGGUAUCCUCUUUGAGGGAUCACAUAAACAACUUACACAAAGCUAGGGAACCAGCGAAAUGCGAACAUUGCAACAAAGUCUACAAAAGCGCAAAUAAUCUCAAAAUACACCUCAGAAACUUGACCAUCGAGAAGCCAUUUAUAUGCGAGGUGUGUUCCAGAAACUUUUACACGGAAGCAAUUUUGAAGAAGCACAUGUUUUGGCACACUAACGAGAGGCCUUUUUCGUGCGAAGUUUGCGGACAGAAGUACAAAGCAAAGGCGCAACUUAAAGUGCAUAUGAGAAAGCACUCCGGCGCCCUGCCGUAUGAUUGUGUAACUUGUGGCAAGGGUUUUCCAUCUAGUAACCAGUUGAAGCGACACAAAAGCGUCCACACAGGUGUCCGCGCCUACAAAUGUGUGCACUGUGAAAGGUCUUUCCACGCUAAAAAGCGCUUGCUUGAACACGCGGCGGGACACAAAAGUGCCAGUGGCGAUAAGCUCGAAACCUAGUUUAAUUAAUAAAUGAAUGAACACAGUUUUCUUUUGAACCACAAAAAUUGUAACAGUAAUAAAUACUAGGGCUACAGUUAGUUAAGUAGAAGGUUACAUACCAGCAGACCCCGCAAACGUCGUCCUUCCCAGUCAAACAGCGGCAACCUACCGGGUCCAAUUGUGUUUCCUAACCAACCAGAAACAUUUUGAAAUGUUCAUCCAAAUCGGUCCAGCCGUUUCGCAAGAGAUAGGUGACAAACACGCGUGCAGACGAAUUAUAUAACUAAUAUAUUAUUAUUAUUUAUUUUCAAGAAAUUCUGCAUUGAUCAAUACUAUUGUACAUUCUAUAUGCAUACAUAAGACACAAAUAGUAAAACCUGAGAUAACAUUUACUUAAAGACUAAAAGCACCUAUUAAAAUAUGCAGCAUAAUUACGAUAAGUAUUUCACAACAUCUUAAAAUUAUGUUAAUUUACACCACUUGUAAGUAAAUAAGCGAAAUAUUUGUGUACAUUUCCGCUUUAAACAAAAAAUUGUACAAAAGAGGGUACAAGCAUACAAAAGUACCUACUUGUUUUUUACAUGUAAGUGUCGCACGGCUUGCGUACGAAAACGCAAACAAGUUGUGCGAAACGCUUCACUUGAUCACCGCACGCAUGCGGCAACAAGCGAGAACCGGUAUGGUACAUACUGGGGACUCACUACAAUCGCCUACAGCAUUAUUAUUUUAAUAUUUUAACGAUUUUUUUUUCAGAAUUAUUACCCUCAGUACCUAUAGCGUAACUGUAAAUCCAAACAAUACUGCUAUAAGUGAUUGUAGUAAGCUCCGGAAUAUUGAUACAAAAAAGUCUGCACGCACACUGCUUGAAAUAAUAACUUUAAAUUAUUGCAUUAGUUGAUAAAGACAAAAAAAUUAACUGUCCCAAACCUGAAAGUAUCAACAACGAUAAAAUAAAUAUUUACGCUACUGUAUCACUCGAAUAAACUUUUGAAACAUAA
Pararge aegeria (speckled wood butterfly) is the source of this 2729-nucleotide messenger RNA. RefSeq names its product gastrula zinc finger protein XlCGF46.1-like. Gene Ontology annotation, cellular component: nucleus. Gene Ontology annotation, molecular function: DNA-binding transcription factor activity, RNA polymerase II-specific; RNA polymerase II cis-regulatory region sequence-specific DNA binding; zinc ion binding. The transcript is spliced from 8 exons. Gene Ontology annotation, biological process: regulation of transcription by RNA polymerase II. The record is from RefSeq and is a predicted model, not a curated record. Lineage: Eukaryota; Metazoa; Arthropoda; Insecta; Lepidoptera; Nymphalidae. The coding region runs from base 112 to 1749 and encodes 545 amino acids.